Cryptotermes secundus is the source of this 4502-nucleotide messenger RNA. RefSeq lists its product as uncharacterized. NCBI's taxonomy places the organism in Eukaryota, Metazoa, Arthropoda, Insecta, Blattodea, Kalotermitidae. The transcript is spliced from 12 exons. The record is from RefSeq and is a predicted model, not a curated record. Gene Ontology annotation, biological process: intracellular signal transduction; negative regulation of protein tyrosine kinase activity. Gene Ontology annotation, molecular function: protein kinase inhibitor activity. Gene Ontology annotation, cellular component: cytoplasm. The coding region runs from base 79 to 2553 and encodes 824 amino acids.
UGUGAACAUGGCUUCCACAAAUGUUGCAGGCAACGUGAAAAUAGCUUAAAUGGUUGGAAAUAUUGUUAAUGUUCCACAAUGACAACUAAAACCCAAUCUAGUGUUUCUUCCGAUGUUUCGGACAUAGAUAAAUGUACUGAUGAAGUGGAUCCACGGGUGCAGGUUGAACUGGAACGCCUGAACACUGCUACCGACGAUAUUAAUAAACUUGAAGUAGAUUUAGAUGAAGCAAGAGCUACAUUCCGUCAACUCCUGUGUGAGUCAACAGUUCGUAUUGACAGCCUAGCCAAGAAACUUGGAGCCUGUGUGGAUAGGGCGCGACCUUACUAUGAGGCCCGCAUGAAGGCCAAAGAGGCCCUGCAAGAGACUCAGCAAGCUGCAGUGAGGUUUGAGCGUGCAAAUUCUGCACAUGCAGCAGCAAAGGAGAUGGUGUACUUGGCAGAGGAGGGACUCAGUACAGAAGGGCGAACAUUUGACCAUGCAUGGCAGGAAAUGCUUAAUCAUGCCACCAUGAGGGUUAAUGAAUCAGAGCGAGAGCGAACACUGAGUGAACUGGAACAUCGCCGCACCUCGCAGUCUUACCACCGUUCUGAGAUGCGUGUACAGCAGCUACAGAAGGACCUGAAGAGAGCCAUUGCCAAGUCUAGCUUGAAUGCACGCCGCAGCUUGCUGCAGAUAAACAGUCUAGCAUAUCAGCACCAGCUGCAGCUCCUACCAUACUUUGAGAUGAAAGCUCAGUUCAACCAGCUGUUGGAAGAUCAGAAGAAACGUGUGAAGAGCCUGGAGCAGCAGGUUGGACAUUCCAAGAUGAGUUAUGCAGAGGCUCUGAGGAACCUGGAGCAAAUAAGUGAUGAGAUACACAGGACUCGCAAGUAUGAGGGGGAGAUGGCAAGUGGAGGUGACCCUUUGGGUGCCCGAGGGUCUGGUGUUGGGGCCGAGUCUCCACUACCUCUCACGGCUAGUUCUCCAGACACAAACCAUGCUGAACUUCCACCUUGCAAGAUCUCUCCGCCUGGUAUUAGUUCAUCUUCCCUUCCAGAUACAGAUAUGUGGUCUGAUUCCACGGGCACCGGGCCACCAGACUCCGAUUCCGGGGAGGAAUUCUUGCAUCUUCCAGAGAAACUUGGACCAAGUGCCUCGCCUAUUAUUUCUAAGGCUGGUAAGGAAACUAUGGUCUCACAGAUGUCUGAAUACAUGGGUCUGUCUGAUCUUUCUGGAGGCAGAGAAGUGACAGCUGAGGACACUAGCAGCAUUCAGCAGAUGGCAGAGCUGGCAAUACGAUCCCAGAACGCAUUGCAGCCUGUGUCAAUGUCACCAAGACCCAGUGUGGUCAGUAAACCAUGGUUAAAGAUUAUGGAGACAAGUUUUGUAGAUCAGAACCGGUUGUCAUCACGGAUGGGUUCCAAUCCAUUCUUGCAACAGGAAGAUGUGCAGGUAGAUGAGAAUGGUGGUGGUUCUGAAGGUGAGGACAGGAAUAGCUCAGCUGAGAGUCCAUUGCUUCCACUGGAUGACUCUAAUGAUCAGAUAUGGACUGAAAUUAGCCUUGUGGAUUCUCCAGAGGAAUUCUCACAAACAUUUGCGAAAAUGGGAUCAGUUGCUUCCAGACACACAGACAAGGACUAUAUUCAGUACUCCUCAGUAAUGGAUCAGACGGCACCAUCAACUGUGCAGACUGCCUCGACAUCAAAGUCUGAAUCAUCUAGUUUCACCAGUGUUCUGAAAAACCAAUUCCUGCCUGCAGUCAAUUUCCCUGAGCAAACGUUCCAACAGGUGAGCCCCAAGUUAAUGAAGAAAACAGGUAACAUCUCUCAGAAUGCCUCUACUGCCAGAUGUGCACCUGAAAAUGAGAACAUAUGGCCUAAAACAGUUUCAAAAGCAUAUGAAAAACAUCCGUUGUUAUCAGAGAACUCUGAUGGACAAGUCACAAAGCCAGGAGAGAGGAUUACAGGUGGCCACUUGGCGAGAAAGGCCAAACUAGACUCCAGCCUAUCUGGGUGGAUAUCUCGGUCUACAGCGUCAGCUGAGGUCAGUGAACAGAACCAAGGGAACUUGAACCGGCGUCAGAGUCUGGACACCCUUCGGUGGGGUGGUCCUACAACUGAGAGAGUGAAGGAGCUGCUGUCCCAUGGAAUAAUGAUGCUCAGCAUAUCAUCACUUACUGAAAGACGAGCCAGCGAGCCCCGAGCAGCACCUGAUAAACUGGAGCAGGACAAUAUGAUCACUGCAGAGGAGAAAGGAAGCAACCUCACCAAGAAAGUGCCAUCACCACUGGAGAAGUCUUUGACAUACCUCAAUGCUGAGGAUGAUUCAACAUCUGACAGUGAAAGUCUUGCCAGUGUGGAGAUGUUGACUGAUGAUCAGAUUUCAUCACUGAUGUUGGAUCAGGAGAUACAAGAUGCAUGUGAAGAAGUGUUAGGAACACCCAUAUCAGAAAUAUCACCACUCAUCCAAGACUUAAAGCAGCAUGACCAGCAACCAUUACAGCAGACGCCACGGCAUCAGAAGUUAGCAGUUAUGGCAGCGAAUGCUGCCCUGGAAACAAACAAGGAGUAGAGUGGGACAAAUCUUUUCUUUUUCUUUCAUAUAUUUUGAUUUCAAAUUCUGCCAGUAGGAGAGUGGUGCUAAUCUGCUAGCCCUGUGCUUGUCGGCUGCAAUCGUCUGUGGCAGAAACAUGCCAGCUUAGAACUGACUUGCGUCAGGAACUCCUAGUAAUGGUAAAUGGUUGAGAAAAAAAGGAUGCAGGUACUGACUUAUUUUAGUGUAAAAUGAAUAUGCAUAUCAUACAUCAUUGUAAAUAUAAACAUUCCUCCCUUAUGUCAUAUGUUCUAAAUAUAAAUAAAAGAGCAACCAGUAGGCAUUUGAAGUUGCAGUACUACAUUUUGCAACUCAAUUAAUAUGAGAAGACUGCCACCCGUAUAUGAUAACUAACCCAUGAGCCAUAUUUAGCAAUGUUUUCAAUGAAAUUCCUUUGAGAUCUUCACACAUUUACAAUGCCGUGUCCUAUGAAUUAUGCAGCAUUAUUUUAACAGUCCAUAUUAUACAGUACAGAAAAUUUGCAUGCAUGGCCUGACUGAUUAGUCUAAGUAACAUGGAAAUUGUUUUCACUGAAACUAUUAGUGCAAACAUUUUUUAUAUUUUAAAAGACUUGUCAUCAUGCUGUAUUUGUAGCUGUGUCGGGCAGCAUAUAUGAUCAUACAGCAGUCAUAUUUUGCAAAAGUGACAAUAUUUAUUUAGUUAUUUAUUUGUGUGUGAUUUAUUUAACAAUGCUCAGUAGCUCAGACUGUAUAACAAUUAGUGGUAGGAUGAGUAAUGAAUGAUUAAUUGGAAUCUAUGUGGAAGGAAUUAGUCAUGCCCUGUUUCAAGAUGUCAUACCAGUGUGAGGGUCUGAGACAGGAGAUAGGAGUCAAGAUUCAAAUCAGGCUCAUCCUGAAUACACAUCAUAAGCUUUGCCACCUAAGCCAACCUGCUUGGUUAUUUUACUGAAGUACCUAAGAAUGAAGGAAUAAUAUUAAUGUUUAUUGUCAUGUUACAGUCAAUUACAGCAUAAGUUCUUGACGUAGCUUAAGAUUAAUAUUACCAUCCCAAACUUUUGACAUCUACAAGUACAGACUCACUGUUAUGCAGGUAAGGUGCUUUCCGCAAUGACAUCUAACAAAUAAACUCUUAAUUAAAAUUUUUGUUAUAAUGUUCUAACUUAAAAUUUUUGUUAUAAUAUUCUAACUUCAUACAUAUUCAGUUAUGAUUAGUUCAGUAAUACAAAAGAUUUUUAUUUAUUUGUUUCAGCUUAAAAUAAAGAACAUCACCAUUAAUUCAGCACACCACCAGACAUACAGAUUUCACAGGACUUCAUCAUCAGAAAAAUUAAUGUGCAAUAUAUAGUGUAUGAUUAUGUAUAAGAAGGUAACAGGAAAGAUUUAAGGCAUUUAAGAGUCCUAAAGUCAUGUACAAACAUAAAUAACAACCUUGAGAUAGUUUCUGCAUUAUAUCAUAAGUGUAUGCCUCUGAAGAUGACAGAUGUCAAAACAUGUUGGGAAAGUAAUAUUAAUCUUAAGCUACAUCAGGAGCAUGUGUUGUGAUUGUAAUAUGAUAAUAAAUAGUGCUAUGGGUUACAGUGGUGCAACUCAGCCUUAAAAUAGAAUAAUCGGAAGGGCAUGGGUGCCUGAACUGCAUUUCAUCUGCAAAACUACUGAACAGAUUUUGAUGAUAUUUAGUAUGGAAUAUGCUGAUUAAAAAUUAUCAAGAAAGUAUAAUUUUGAUUUAUAUUGGUCUAAUGCAACACUGCUUUACAUGACAUUCAAAUUAAAUUUCAUUGCUUUUCUUAAAAAGUCUGUUGCACAAAAAGUAUGUGCAGAACAUUAAAUGUAGAUGCUAUGUAGAUCUACAACUUCCAUUUGAAACAUUUUACACUUUGUGAAAUAUUUAAUGAAGCAAAGGAAUAAUAAUUUGACUGUGAAAUCUGUUAUCAGUAUAGUAAUUAGCUUUACAAUAGUUUAUUAAUAAAA